AAAUUAUGAGUGAUUUGAUGUGUUUUGAAAACAUUAAUGAAUUCAUAGCGAGUGAGUGAUUAAGUGUUGCUUAAAAUAUGGACAUUAAUGGCAAUAAUGAUUAAUAACUUAAACAAAAACAAAGAAAUGUUUAUUACAAGAGCUCUUCAGAAGAUAUUAAACGACAGAGAAAUCAAGAAAUCACACAACAGUCAAGUGAGGAAAGCCUGCGAAUCAGCUCUCGAGGACAUUAAGAAGGAAUCGCAAGAAGUGGUGAACAAUGAGGUGAAGGAGACGGAGGUGUCGUCAGCUCUUCCGCAGCCAAAGCAGGACAGUAUAGUGUCGGUCGACGCGGAAAAGUAUUUCUUGCCGUUUGAACUCUCGUGUCAAUCAAAAUCGCCGAAAAUAGUGGUCACGGCUUUGGACUGCAUUCAGAAACUCAUCGCUUACGGACACAUCACUGGCAAUAGAGUGGACCCAAACAAUGGCGACAAACUUCUUAUCGACUCGAUUGUGGAGACCAUAUGUGGCUGUUUUCACGGCCCCAACACUGACGAUGGCGUGCAGUUGCAGAUCAUUAAGGCAUUGCUCACAACAGUCACUUCCCAUUCCUGUCAGGUUCACGAG
Messenger RNA from Medioppia subpectinata, 606 nucleotides. Lineage: Eukaryota; Metazoa; Arthropoda; Arachnida; Sarcoptiformes; Oppiidae. The record is from the annotation of a GenBank genome assembly.